CCCGGCAGCCCUAGCAUCCUCCCGUCGCUCCUCAAGAUGGCGGCCGACAGUGAGCCCGAGUCCGAGGUAUUUGAGAUCACGGACUUCACCACUGCCUCGGAAUGGGAAAGGUUUAUUUCAAAAGUUGAAGAAGUCUUGAAUGACUGGAAACUGAUUGGAAACUCUUUGGGAAAGCCACUUGAAAAGGGUAUAUUUACUUCUGGCACAUGGGAAGAAAAGUCAGAUGAAAUUGCCUUUGCUGACUUCAAGUUCUCAGUCACUCAUCAUUAUCUUGUACAAGAGUCCAGUGAUAAAGAAGGAAAGGAAGAAUUAUUAGAAGAUGUUAUUCCACAAUCUAUGCAAGAUUUGCUGUGCAUGAACAAUGACUUUCCUCCAAGAGCGCAUUGCCUGGUAAGAUGGUAUGGACUGCGUGAAUUUGUGGUGAUUGCUCCUGCUGCAAAUAGCGACGCUGUUCUCAGUGAAUCUAAGUGCAGUCUUCUUCUGAGUUCUGUUUCUAUUGCUUUGGGAAACACUGGCUGUCAGGUGCCACUCUUCGUGCAAAUACAUCACAAAUGGCGGAGAAUGUAUGUGGGCGAGUGUCAGGGCCCUGGUGUCCGAACUGAUUUUGAAAUGGUUCAUCUUCGAAAAGUGCCAAAUCAGUACACUCACUUGUCAGGUCUGCUGGAUAUCUUCAAAUCAAAGAUUGGUUGUCCUUUAACUCCAUUGCCGCCAGUUAGUAUUGCUAUUCGAUUUACCUAUGUACUUCAGGAUUGGCAGCAAUAUUUUUGGCCUCAGCAACCUCCAGAUAUAGAUGCCCUUGUCGGAGGAGAAGUCGGAGGCCUGGAAUUUGGCAAGUUACCAUUUGGUGCCUGUGAAGAUCCUAUUAGUGAACUCCAUUUAGCAACGACAUGGCCUCACCUGACUGAAGGGAUAAUUGUGGAUAAUGAUGUUUAUUCUGAUUUGGAUCCUAUUCAAGCUCCCCAUUGGUCUGUUAGAGUCCGAAAAGCUGAUAAUCCUCAAUGUUUGCUAGGUGAUUUUGUCAGUGAAUUUUUUAAAAUUUGCCGCCGAAAGGAGUCAACUGAUGAGAUUCUUGGACGAUCCACAUUUGAGGAAGAAGGAAGAGAAAUUACUGAUAUAACUCAUGCUUUGUCAAAGUUGACAGAGCCAGCACCGGUUCCAAUUCAUAAAUUAUCAGUUUCAAAUAUGGUACAUACUGCAAAAAAGAAAAUACAAAAACACAGAGGCGGGGAAGAGUCACCACUGAAUAAUGAUGUCCUCAAUACUGUUCUCUUGUUCUUAUUUCCUGAUGCUGCGUCUGAGAAACCACUAGAUGCAGCUGCUUCAACAGACAACAAUAAUCCUCCAUCAGAGAGUGAAGAAUAUAAUCUCUACAAUCAGUUCAAAUCUGCACCAUCUGACAGUUUAACAUACAAAUUGGCUUUGUGUCUUUGUAUGAUCAAUUUCUACCAUGGAGGGUUAAAAGGAGUGGCACACCUCUGGCAGGAAUUUGUUCUUGAAAUGCGUUUCAGAUGGGAAAACAAUUUUCUGAUUCCAGGAUUAGCAAGUGGACCCCCAGAUCUAAGAUGUUGUUUAUUACAUCAGAAACUACAGAUGUUAAAUUGCUGUAUUGAAAGAAAGAAGGCACGUGAUGACGGGAAGAAGACCAGUACCUCAGAUAACAUGACUAAUACAUAUCCAGGGAAUGCUGGAAAAGCUAGAGACCAGUUGGGGUCAGAUAAUCCGAAAGAUACAGAUAAGGAAAAGGGAGAGGUGGGAAAAUCUUGGGAUUCCUGGAGUGACAGCGAAGAAGAAUUUUUUGAAUGCCUAAGUGAUACCGAAGAACUUAAGGGAAAUGGACAAGAGAGUGGCAAGAAAGGAGGACCUAAGGAGAUGGUAAAUUUAAAGCCAGAAGGACGUCUCCUUCAGCAUGGGAAGCUCACACUGCUGCAUAAUGGAGAGCCUCUCUACAUUCCAGUAACCCAGGAACCAGCACCUAUGACAGAAGACCUGCUAGAAGAGCAGUCUGAGGUUUUAGCUAAAUUAGGCACGUCGGCAGAAGGGGCUCACCUCCGCGCUCGCAUGCAGAGUGCCUGUUUGCUCUCAGAUAUGGAGUCUUUCAAGGCAGCUAACCCAGGUUGUUUCCUGGAAGAUUUUGUGAGGUGGUAUUCUCCCCGGGACUAUAUUGAAGAGGAGGUGAUUGAUGAAAAGGGCAAUGUGGUCUUGAAAGGAGAACUGAGUGCCCGAAUGAAGAUUCCAAGCAAUAUGUGGGUAGAGGCCUGGGAAACAGCUAAGCCAAUUCCUGCUAGAAGACAGAGGAGACUCUUUGAUGAUACACGGGAAGCAGAAAAGGUACUGCACUACCUGGCAGUCCAGAAACCUGCAGACCUUGCUCGGCACCUGUUACCUUGUGUAAUUCAUGCAGCUGUUCUCAAGGUAAAAGAAGAAGAAAGUCUGGAGAACAUUUCUUCAGUUAAGAAGAUUAUAAAGCAGAUAAUAUCCCAUUCCAGUAAAGUUUUGCACUUCCCCAAUCCAGAAGACAAGAAGUUGGAAGAAAUCAUCCUUCAGAUUACUAUUGUGGAAGCUACAAUUGCUAGAGCCCGAUCACUGAAAGCCAAGUUUGGAACUGAGAAAUGUGAACAAGAGGAGGAAAGGGAAGAUUUGGAAAGGUUUGUGAGUUGCCUUUUGGAGCAGCCUGAAGUGUUAGUCGUCGGUGCAGGACAAGGACAUGCUGGCAGGAUCGUUCACAAGCUGUUUGUGAAUGCACAAAGGGCUGCAACCAUGGCUCCACCAGAGGAGGAUUUGAAGAGAAUGGGCUCCCCAGAAGAAAGAAGGCAGAACUCUUCGUCAGAUUUCCCACCCCCUGCUGGCCGGGAGCUUAUUUUGCGCACCACUGUGCCCCGCCCUGCUCCUUACUCCAAAGCUCUGCCCCAGCGGAUGUACAGUGUUCUCACCAAAGAGGACUUCAGACUUGCCGGUGCCUUUUCAUCAGAUACCUCCUUCUUCUAAUGCUUUUAGUGUUACCUCAUUCGUGGCUUCAGAGACAGUGCUGCCUCCUUCUGUGGGAGGGAGGGUAUGCUAGUCAGAACCUGAGAGUCACGGAGAGGGCCCUGUCCAGUCAAAUGAGUAGGAAUCUUACCAGCAUCUGAAAGACUUUCCAGCACCAAGCUUGGGCUCUGUUAUAUCUUGAUGAGGGCAGAGGAAAUGAGUUGAGCUAUCAAGAGAUGUCUGCCCCUUGUAUGUGGUGGGGAAAAAACAACAGUAGGUCUCUGUACUCAGUCUGGUGGGAUAGUGUUUAUUUUUAUUUUUUUUCAUGACUAGCCUCUAGGUUAUUGCCUUGGAUUCAUAGUCUGUGUAAACACUUAAUGGUUAUAUUUAUUAUUAUCAAGUAUGCAAAAUAGAGCGUAGCUUCUAUUCCCAGAACCUGUGUUUUUAAAAUACUGAAUGACAUUCUGUUUAUUCAAUCACCUGGUGGUCAUCUUUAUUGUACUAAUGAACUUUUGAUGAGCAUUUUGAAUAUUCUAGAGGAAAGUAUAGAAUUUCAUAUAGCUUGUGUUUUACCACGUAAUUGUGACCUAAAUGUAUUCCUCUCAUAAAACUGUGUAUUAAAAGCCACUGUAAAUUAAUUUUAUAUAUAUCUUGUAAGAUUUAUUUUCUCGUUUUGUCAUGUAUGGUAUCAGUUUGCAAAUUGUUCUUCUCUUGCUGUACAGCAUGCAUUUCUUUCAUGUUGCUGUCAGUGCUGUAUUUAAUGAAGUAGAGAUGAGCACAUGCUAAAAAUACAGCCUUGGUGCUUAGAGAUUAUCAUGCAGUUAGUAUAAUUUGGUAUGUGUGCUAAUGUAAUGAGUAGAGGAUUUUUUUAGUGUACUAUUUUGCUUUUGUAUUUUAGUUAAAAUGAAAAUAAUCCAGAGGGACAUGUAGCACCCAAUAUAAAGAUAACAGCAACAUAUUUCUAGUUAUGUGAGAAUCAAGAUUUAUUACUAAGUCUUUAUUGCUAUAUGGCCUGUGUUUGGUAAUCUUGAAUCUAUUUUUUUGGCCUAAAAUUCCCACUUUAAUCCAAAGUUAAAAAGGUCAUACUGAAGCAUAAACCUUGCCUAUGUAACUUUAAAGAAUUAAUAGAGCUGUGUAAACUGUGUAUUAUAUUAUUUUUGUAAAAUUAAAAAUGUAUAUAUAUAUAUAUAUAUGUAUGUGUGUUUGUGAAGUAGGGGAGGCCCUGGUUGGUUACUUCCUGGCCUUUACAGUGCUUUUCUCCGAGAUGCUGGUCUUUAUUACAAGUGGUAAACCAUAUGGGUGCAGGCCUGAGAAUUGAGUGCUGUACCAAGUGCUGGAAGAAAUUGAAGCGCAAGUAGAAGAUGUAUCUUUCAAGGACAGAGUUUCUCUGCUUUCUAAUGAGAAAGUUAAUAAAAAAGACAAAAUAUACAAAGGAGAGAUUGGACUUUAAAAUGGCUUUGUAAAUCUAAUAAAAAAGAGAGUAUUGCUUUCUGUGGCUGAUUUUCUCUUCUUUUCUCCCCUCUGAUGGGCAUUUCAGUCUUAAUUCACUUAGUUUUGUGCUGUCUCAGAUCUUCCUAAGUGUUUGCAACCUGCUGAAUCUUGCAAAACAGAGGCCUCAAGAACACUUUCUUUGUGCCUUUCUAAUGGCAACUACCCUUUUUUACUUUCCUUAUAGUUAUGUGUUUAUUUUACAUUAUAGUUAUAUGUUUGUUUUAUUUUACAGACAUUUUUAAAUGCCUACUUUGUUUCAGGUACAAAGUGAAGAAUAAAUUAAAGUACAUGCUGUCCUUUCAGUGACCUCCCUGCCAGGCAGGGAAGACUAACAUGACUUUGCCGUAAAUUGCAGUACAGCCAACCCAGUUCUUUGAACUGGAGGUCCAACAUUUAUCAUAUAGACUCAUUCAGUCAUUCAUUGACAAGAGAGAAUAAUAAAUGUAAUAAUAGUGUAAGGUGUUAUGGGAGAUGUUUUUCACAUAGGCUUUGGAAAAUCAGGCUGAUGGAAAAUCAUCCCAAAGGAGGUAAUUUUUAGAUUGAGACCAGAAGAUGAGUAGGAGCUGACAAAGGGGUGAGGAAGUAUAGUAAGUUGUUCACUAAGAAGAAUGCCAAUAAUUCCUCCCAUUUCCCGUUCCUAUAAGCUUGCCCCAUUCAUUGUGACUGCAGCUGCUGCCAUGUCUGUCUUUGGUCAAUGGGACAUGAGCAAAUGUGACACGAGCAGAGAUUUGAAAAGUACAUUGGGACUUGGCGUCUUCCUACUAGGAAACUUGAGACCAGCGUGUGAAGAAGUCUUCUGAAACAUGAGAGAGCUGGAUGGUUUGUUAGGCAGUAAAAGCUAACUGAUACAGGAGGAGAUAGGAAGAGUAUUACAGGUAGAGAAAACAAUGAAUAAAAACCCAGAAACGAGAACGUGUGGUAUAUUUGGGGAAUAGCCAGUGUUUCAAAUUGGCUGGAGUGUGGAACCCGCAGGAAACAAAGAUGAUGAGGUAAACUCAGGCAGAUCAGGAAGUUCUGUGUAAGCCACAGCAAUAACUUCAGGCUUUAUCUUCAGGGCACUAGUGAGUUCUUGAAGUAUUUUAAGUAGGGAAUUAAUAUGGUGGAUUGUGGAAUGGGCACACUGUAGUAGGGCAAAUGGAGAGGCUAAGAAAGUAUAUGCAUGUCCUAGAUACUGUACUAAAUUGUAAACUUGGAAGGUAGCAAUUAUAUCGUCAGUGUUUUUCUAUCCUCCUAUGUGUUCUGUCCUGUGAUCCAAAGAGCCUGACAAAUGUUUGUGGAAUCAGCAUGAAAAUGCCCUCCUUCUGGGGCUCUUCAAACACAUAUCCAUUCUUAUCCACCAUCAUAAUUCAGAUUUUUCUUCAGGUUGAAAUUUUUUAAACCCUCAGCAUUUAUGUUUGUAUCUCAUUCAUUAGUCCAGCAAAUAUUUAUUGAACACUUACUAUCUGCCAGGUACUGUUACAGGCACUGGAGAUACAUCCAUGAACAAAACAGACAAAAGACCUUGCCCUCAUGGAGAUUGCAUUAAGGGACACCAAGUAUAAAUCAUUAUGUAAGGGAAGGGAGAGUGCUUUUUAUCAAUUUUAUUAUUAUUUUUUAGGUAGGAAAAACUUUACUUAAAAGAAUUAUUGCAAGAUGGGGAAAGGGGACUAUUGUAAUAAGAAAGGAACUAUUGUAAGAGUCUUAGGUCAUAAGAUCUGCCAAGCGUCUCAAAGGUCAUGCUGGAAAGGGCUUUUCCUUUUUUAAAAUCUUUUAUUUAAAUUUUAUUUUGUUGUUGAGA
Messenger RNA from Trichechus manatus latirostris (Florida manatee), 6232 nucleotides. It is a transcript of the gene RAB3GAP1, whose product is annotated as RAB3 GTPase activating protein catalytic subunit 1. Gene Ontology annotation, molecular function: GTPase activator activity. The transcript has 24 exons. The record is from RefSeq and is a predicted model, not a curated record. Lineage: Eukaryota; Metazoa; Chordata; Mammalia; Sirenia; Trichechidae. Gene Ontology annotation, biological process: positive regulation of GTPase activity. Bases 37 to 2985 code for a protein of 982 amino acids.